UUAAAAUUUCACAACAAAAUAUAGGUAAAAAGCCCACUUAGCUAGUAAUUGAGAAUUGUGUUCCAAGGCAGUGGCACUACAUUUAGCAAUAAUUUGUUGCGGCUCUGCAAAAAAGGUUGAUUUGAGAAGAGAGAGAUAUGGGAAGAGAUAGCUGUCUAGCGAGAGUAACUGCUGGUGUUGCUGUUGGCGGUGCAGUUGGUGGCGCUGUUGGUGCUGUAUAUGGGACUUAUGAGGCUGUUAGGUUCAAGGUGCCUGGACUUCUGAAAAUCAGAUAUAUUGGACAAACUACUUUGGGAAGUGCAGCCAUUUUUGGUCUCUUCUUGGGUGCUGGAAGCUUGAUACACUGUGGAAAGUCUUACUAAGCAUAUCUUUUUGGAAUUGAAUUGAGUUGUUGUUAUCAGAAUAAUGUGCUUGUGCAAUUCCAAUAUAUUUGAGUUGAGUAAUGAUAAUUGGUGAUUCAAACUUAAGCUUU
Messenger RNA from Solanum dulcamara, 472 nucleotides. RefSeq lists its product as uncharacterized. Lineage: Eukaryota; Viridiplantae; Streptophyta; Magnoliopsida; Solanales; Solanaceae. The record is from RefSeq and is a predicted model, not a curated record. The coding region runs from base 138 to 362 and encodes 74 amino acids. Gene Ontology annotation, biological process: protein import into mitochondrial matrix; protein insertion into mitochondrial inner membrane. Gene Ontology annotation, cellular component: TIM23 mitochondrial import inner membrane translocase complex. The transcript is spliced from 3 exons.